Molecule: messenger RNA, 930 nt
Organism: Pararge aegeria (speckled wood butterfly)
Lineage: Eukaryota; Metazoa; Arthropoda; Insecta; Lepidoptera; Nymphalidae
Gene: Mlc1
Product: myosin light chain 1
Exons: 7
Coding region: 134-586 (150 amino acids)
Cellular component (GO): muscle myosin complex
Molecular function (GO): calcium ion binding
Source: RefSeq, a predicted model, not a curated record
UAAAUCUCAAAUAUCCAUACGAGAGCGCCAUCUGAGUCAGUUAAAACAGUCCAGCGAAAAGUGCUCAAGCCCCACUUCUUGUCUGAACGUCUGCCAGUGAAGACCGGGAGGGAACCACCUAACACCACACAAAAUGAGCGACCUCAGCAAGAACGACGUUGAAAGGGCAUCCUUUGCCUUCUCAAUCUACGACUUCGACGGCAGCGGCAAGGUCGAUGCCUUCAACGUGGGCGACAUCCUGAGGGCACUCAACUCGAACCCAACACUGGCCACUAUUGAAAAACUUGGAGGCACCAAGAAGAAGGGCGAGAAGAAGCUAUCGCUUGAAGAGUUCCUUCCCAUCUACAGCCAAUGCAAGAAAGACAAAGACCAGGGUGGCUACGAAGACUUCUUGGAAUGUUUGAAACUCUACGACAAGGCCGAGAACGGUCUCAUGCUCGGAGCUGAACUUACACACACGCUUCUUGCCUUAGGUGAGAAACUUGAAGAUAAAGAAGUAGCCGAAGUCGUAAAGGACUGCAUGGACCCUGAAGAUGAAGAUGGCAUGAUCCCAUAUGCAUCAUUCCUGAAGAAGGUGAUGGCGUAGAGGACUUCAAUUGUCGUCAUAUCUUUAGCUAUAAGAUCCUUUCCUCAAAAAAAUGGUUGCGGGUUGGCAGGGCCCUCAAAAAGUGGCGAAAGCGGCACCGGCGGAGGCGGAAGCAGCGCCUGCAGCGCCUGCGGAGGGCUAGACUCCCUCGAAGCCUAUCCGCGGCCGUCAUGCCAGCUUCAGCCAAGAACAUCCACCGUAGACUACAUCUUACGGCAUACCCUCGUAAAUAACAUCUUACGAAACACCCCUUUUUAUACGAAACAUCAAAUAUAUACAUUUUGUACAAUAUGUUUAUGACUUUAUAAUAAAGUAAGAUUAAAGAAAGUACUGUGAACGCACGU